Molecule: messenger RNA, 1443 nt
Organism: Nanorana parkeri
Lineage: Eukaryota; Metazoa; Chordata; Amphibia; Anura; Dicroglossidae
Product: CMP-N-acetylneuraminate-beta-galactosamide-alpha-2,3-sialyltransferase 4-like
Exons: 13
Coding region: 122-1258 (378 amino acids)
Biological process (GO): glycolipid biosynthetic process
Molecular function (GO): sialyltransferase activity
Source: RefSeq, a predicted model, not a curated record
AGCUCUUCUGCUGCUUCCAUACACCCGAUCACCCGGAUUCUGCUCUCCGGCAGUCGUCUGACGCUGUGAGAUGUGGCGGACGAGGUUGCGGAGACAUUAAAUAACAAAAACGUCCACGUUGAUGAGCCGACGUUUGUCCCACACCAUCAGCUGUUUCUUCAGAUCUUCCAUCAGACUGAUUGCCAACAAUGAAAUCUGCCAGAAGAGUUGUGGUUUUCCGACGACCAAAAUGAACAUUAAAAAUGGAUGGAAGGCCGGGGCCGUGUUCCUUACUAUUGCAGUCUUCUUUGGAAUGUUUUGGUAUCUUCCUGUGGACAUGUACAUACCGGGGUACGUACACAUUUCCUCCAUUAUACUCGCACUGUACUAUAUGCGUGUACGACCGAUGUGCACUCCCGGUGACUUAUCAGCCAGAGCCGCCGCUCUGAUCAGCAAUUACUCAAGAAAUCACCCCGUGUUCCUGCAGCUCAGCGAUUAUUUCUGGGUGAAGAACGAGUCCAAGUACGCCUUGCCGUAUGGCACAAAAGGAAGCGAGGAUCUGUUGAUGAAGUUUCUGGCACUAACAUACAAUUAUCACAUGCAACCAGAGAUUCAACGGUUGUCCUGUAGAAGGUGUGUUGUGGUCGGGAAUGGCCAUCGGCUGAAGAACAGCUCCCUGGGGGAAACCAUCAAUAAAUAUGACGUGGUGAUCAGGCUGAACAACGCUCCGGUCCAUAGAUACAAGAGGGACGUUGGCAGCAAGACCUCCCUGCGCUUCUUCUACCCAGAAUCCGCAGAUUUCGACCCGCAGAUGGACAACAAUCUGGACACUCUGCUGGUGCUGGUGCCUUUCAAGCCUCUGGACAUCCAGUGGAUGAAGAUCAUUCUGAACAAUGAGAAGCGGGUACGGAAGGGGUUUUGGAAGAUGCCCCCUCUGAUUUGGGAAGUUGAACCCCAGAACACCCGCAUCCUCAACCCCUACUACAUGGAGGUGACUGCAACAAAAAUCCUCGAUAGUGUGUCUGAUCUGUCUAAGAAGAUGAAAGCGAAGCCCACCACAGGAAUGUUGGCCAUCACCUUUGCCCUGCACUUCUGUGAUGUAGUUGACAUUGCGGGUUUCGGGUACCCAGCACCCAGCGAUAAAAAGGAACCCAUCCACUACUAUGAAAAGGCGACCCUGAAGUCUAUGGCGGUGUCAGGACACAACAUCACACUUGAAGCAAUUGCAAUACGAAAUCUACUUCAGCACAGACUCAUUAACAACCUGACCCAUUACUGAGGGUCGCUCGGGUCUCCUGUUCCGUGCCGCAGAGAAGAGGACAGUCUGCCGGACAAGCUGUUCUCGGCAAACGUUUCCUACAACGGAGAAAACUACCUGAACUCUGAUCACAGGAUGGAGAUCACAUACUGGAAUAUGGAGCUCACAGACUCUGGACCACUCGGCUGCAUCCCUGACUCACAGCG